AUGGAGACAACAGACAGCAACAAGGCGAAGCAGGGCGUGGCAGGGCUCUACCUCGUGAAAGACUGUUCUUCGGAUGGGAGAAGUGGGCAGUCCUCAAUCGACAUCGUGGCCAUUCACGGCAUCAAUGGCCACUGUAUAAAGUCGUGGGAAGAUGCCAAAACCGGGACGUAUUGGCUGCGAGAUCUAUUGCCUGGCAAACUUCCUCACGCCCGCAUCAUGACCUUUCAAUAUGAUUCCAAGAAGGACCGUCCGAUCGUGUUCCUCGCCCAUAGCUUGGGUGGUAUCAUCACCAAGAGCAUGCUCACCAAGGUGCGAGAAGACAGCCAACUCGGGACAGUUGGCAUCUUAAAUAACACGAAAGGAAUAAUCUUCUUCGGGACACCCCACAGAGGUUCCAAGAGCGCAAACUGGGCUGCAGUGGUAUCAAAGACUACAUCUACAACGUUGCUCGGCCAGGACUCCCAGUUGUUGAAAUUGCUGGAGCUGCACUCGCCCGAUCUGUUGAAGAUAUCCCAGGACUUCCGAGGUCUAGCGUCCGAGUAUGCCAUCACCAGCUUCUACGAACAGAACGCACAUCGCAUGGCCAGAACCCUGAUUGUGGACAAGAUGUCUGCUAUCGUGGGGCUAGUACACGAAGACGUCCUGAUGCUAGGCGGCGAUCACUCGUCAAUGUGCAAGUUUGCGAAGGGUGAUCCGCGCUUCGACACGGUCUGGUGGUACAUCCAAAAGGCUGCAGAGGGUCCACCUGCCGCUCGCCGCGAGGGACGUCGCAUACUACGUUUGAGGGCAAGGGCGGAAGAGAAGGAAAGGGCGGAGGAGAAGGCAAAGCGUCAGGCUCCACCCACCCCCAAAUCUUGAGAGUUCAAGGCGGAGAACCAGACUUGCAGCCGUUUGGGGAACAUGUACUGAGUCGUUUUUUCUUUC
Lasiosphaeria miniovina is the source of this 924-nucleotide messenger RNA. RefSeq lists its product as uncharacterized. Lineage: Eukaryota; Fungi; Ascomycota; Sordariomycetes; Sordariales; Lasiosphaeriaceae. Bases 1 to 858 code for a protein of 285 amino acids. The transcript has 6 exons. The record is from RefSeq and is a predicted model, not a curated record.